Mercenaria mercenaria is the source of this 422-nucleotide messenger RNA. RefSeq lists its product as uncharacterized. Lineage: Eukaryota; Metazoa; Mollusca; Bivalvia; Venerida; Veneridae. The annotation marks the transcript as partial. The record is from RefSeq and is a predicted model, not a curated record. The transcript is spliced from 4 exons.
CUUCGCCAAUAAAGGUAGCAUUUGCAACAGGACUAGGCAUCGGUCUGUUUUUUAGGUACUCCGGACGAAAUAUACGGGAUAGGGCAGCUGGAUUUGCAUCAGGUGUGAAGGAACGGCUGACAUGGCGAAGUGUUUCAUUUCAACUCGACGGUGACUUUAAAAAGGCCAUGGAAGAUAUGCUUGAGAAAGUAUCACCUUUUUUUGCAAACGACAACGAUCUAUUUUCUGGACUGAGACGAUUUAUGAACUGUCAAACAGAAAUGGCAUGGGGCGAUGUUAGAGGUCUAAUGGAAGCUGUUGCUCCGAGCUUGAUGGCAGGCUAUAACAACCGUCAAUUAAAAGUGGCGAACUUUUUUCAAAGGCCAUUGAAUUUCUCAAGGACUCCGAAAAAGUCCGGGACGAACUAGACGGACAAGUUAAUG